Phragmites australis (common reed) is the source of this 1050-nucleotide messenger RNA. RefSeq names its product sec-independent protein translocase protein TATB, chloroplastic-like. Bases 47 to 775 code for a protein of 242 amino acids. Gene Ontology annotation, biological process: protein transport by the Tat complex. The transcript has 5 exons. Gene Ontology annotation, cellular component: membrane. NCBI's taxonomy places the organism in Eukaryota, Viridiplantae, Streptophyta, Magnoliopsida, Poales, Poaceae. The record is from RefSeq and is a predicted model, not a curated record.
GGCGUAAGAGCACCCUGCAAUCCUAUCUGCAGCCUGUGAACCCCCGAUGUCGCCGCCGCCGAGCCUCCUCCUCCUCCCGGCUCCCCCCUUCCUCUCCGUCUCCGAUGCGCGCAGCCUCCAGGUCUUCCCGCGCGGCCGCCGCCGGCCUCGCAUCUGCUGGGGCAGCGUGGGAUGGGAGUCCGCACGGACACGGAUGGUCUCUUCUUUCGUCUUGAACGUAGGGAGCAGAAGAACAGGUCGCAGAAGCGUUAUUUGCGCUUCCCUGUUUGGAGUUGGAGCUCCCGAAGCGCUGGUCAUCGGAGUCGUCGCCUUGUUGGUCUUCGGCCCCAAGGGUCUCGCAGAGGUAGCCAGGAAUUUGGGGAAGACUUUGCGUGCUUUCCAGCCAACCAUUAGAGAGUUACAGGAUGUAUCAAGGGAGUUCAGGAGCACUCUUGAACGAGAAAUUGGAAUUGAUGAGGUUCCUCCAUCCAUGAAUUAUGGGCCGACAACGAUGAAUAACAGCCAACAACCUGCUGGCGACCCAAAUGUCAAGCCUGAAACUGCGCCUUACACUAGCGAGGAACUCAUGAAAGUAACUGAAGAACAAAUUGCUGCAUCAGCGGCUGCUGCUUGGAAUGAGCAACAACCUGCCCCAUCACAACAGCAAGAAGCAGCAUCCACUACUCAAAAUACUGACGCUGCUACAUCAGGAGGGACUGAUGGUCCUGCAGCUGCUGUGACUGAGUCCGAUCCAAGCCAAGCAAGUCAAUCUGAAAAGGUGGAAACCGAGAGAUGAAGCUACUUAAUAGUUUGACACUGGAGGGAAAGAGCAAAUCAGGAUGAGCAGUUUUGUUUUGAAUUUUAUGAGCUGGGGAAGAGUUGUAUGAGCGUUUUCAAUGCUUAGGGUUAUUCUGUUUAUGUUGUGCUAUUGUAGCAUGGGCAGGUAGAUGCAAAAGGCUGUGUAUAUUUCCCGCGUCUUAUGUUGCCACGAUUGUUGCUUGUAGUGCUAUCAUCUUUGUAACAUUUAAACACGAGGCUCUAUGGAGUAAAUUUUAGCCACAUUACAAUCAA